GUACGCACAGUCAUGCGCAACACAUCUUUUCAUGCGAUCCUCAACUCCGAUGACUUCUGGAACACUCCCUACCUGUUCACCCAAUUGAGCGACUUGCUGCGCUUGGCGGUUGUCUACCACUCAGGGGGAUUGUAUACGGACACCGAUAUCUUGGCGCUGCGACCCUUCAAGAAUCUCGCAAAAAAUUACUUCCACGCUUUAGACAACGACGCCAAUAUUCCGUCCAACGCCUUGUUUCAUUUCGAGCGCCAUCAUCCAACGCCGAAGAAUUUCUUGGAAUUUCUUGCGGACACGUUCUCGCCUUUGAUCAGUAGACUGUGGUACGGUACGCUAGGCCCGUUUGGUCUCAUGGGAUUUUUCCGGAGCAAUGGGUGCGCCUUCAGGAUCCUCACGCCCCAGAACGCUCCUGCUUAUCACCCAGACCCUACUGAGCCAAUCGGCAUACGCAUGUCUCCGCUGAAUUAUUCAGCUGUAAAUGACGGAGCGUUUAAUGGAACGCAUUGCAGUGCAGAAACAUCUGGCAGAAAUAUGGAAACUUCGAACUAUCAUGACGUCGAAGAAGAAGAUAGGGCAUUAGCACGAGCAUUUUCCAGCGACAACUUCUUCUCUCACGAAGUCCAGUCCAUGACCGGCCGACGCUUGGCUCUGUUUAUGCUGCUGUUCACGCUCAUCCUCUGGUGCGCGUACACCAUCGGCCGAGGGGUCAACUCUGUGAUGGGAG
Hyalella azteca is the source of this 721-nucleotide messenger RNA. RefSeq lists its product as uncharacterized. The record is from RefSeq and is a predicted model, not a curated record. NCBI's taxonomy places the organism in Eukaryota, Metazoa, Arthropoda, Malacostraca, Amphipoda, Hyalellidae. The transcript has 6 exons. Gene Ontology annotation, biological process: glycosphingolipid biosynthetic process. Gene Ontology annotation, molecular function: hexosyltransferase activity. The annotation marks the transcript as partial.